This is a messenger RNA of Fragaria vesca subsp. vesca, 759 nucleotides long. Its product is annotated as 1-aminocyclopropane-1-carboxylate oxidase homolog 1-like. The transcript has 4 exons. The record is from RefSeq and is a predicted model, not a curated record. Lineage: Eukaryota; Viridiplantae; Streptophyta; Magnoliopsida; Rosales; Rosaceae. Bases 1 to 759 code for a protein of 252 amino acids.
AUGAACCAUCAAAGUCUGCCGAGGGAGGUGAAGGCCGAGUACUAUAGUAGGGAUCCCAUGAGGAAGGUCAAAUUCUUUAGCAGCUAUAGUUUGUACCAGUCAAGGUUUGCUGCUUGGAGGGAUAGCUUGUUUUGUGACAUGAUGGCUCCCGAGCCUCUCGAUCCCCAAGAAUUACCUUUGGUUUGCAGGGAUAUAACUAUGGAGUAUACGAAUGAAAUGCACAAAUUAGGUGUCACUUUGUUUGAAUUGCUAUCUGAGGCACUUGGACUCAAAUCUGACCAUCUUGAAGGUUUGGAUUGCGCAAAAGAAUAUCUCAUUGCUGCUCACUACUAUCCUCCAUGUCCUGAGCCUGAGCUCACAAUUGGAACAGCCAAACACUCGGACGGCACUUUCAUAACACUUCUUCUUCAAGAUCACAUCGGCGGACUUCAGGUUUUGUAUGAAAACCGGUGGAUUGAUGUUCUUCCUGUUCCUGGAUCUCUUAUAGUUAACAUUGGAAAUCUCAUGCAGAUAAUCUCAAAUGAUAAGUUUGUAAGCGUUGAUCAUAGAGUGGUGGCAAAGAAAGAAGGUCCAAGAUUAUCCGUGGGAUGUUUUUUCAAACAUACUGAUAAUUCAUCGAGGCUGUACGAGCCAAGCAAAGAGUUGAUAUCCAAAGAAAAUCCCCCGAUUUACCGAUCAAUCACUAUGAAAGAAUAUCUUGUGGAAUAUCAUAAAAACUCCCUAAAUGAGGUCUCUGCCCUAGAAUCUUUGAAGCUGUGA